Molecule: messenger RNA, 1459 nt
Organism: Mustela lutreola (European mink)
Lineage: Eukaryota; Metazoa; Chordata; Mammalia; Carnivora; Mustelidae
Gene: COMMD10
Product: COMM domain containing 10
Exons: 8
Coding region: 56-769 (237 amino acids)
Source: RefSeq, a predicted model, not a curated record
CAUUGGCUGGGCUGGAGGCAGCUGACAGGCGGAGGCAGGCGAGGGAGCUUCAAGGAUGGCGGCCGCCACGGCGCUGAUCCUGCCGGAGAGUCCCAGCAUGAAAAAAGCAGUGUCGCUGAUAAAUGCAAUAGAUAUAGGAAGAUUUCCACGAUUGCUCACCCGAAUUCUUCAAAAACUUCACCUGAAGGCUGAGAACAGUUUCAGUGAAGAAGAAGAAGAAAAACUUCAGGCUGCGUUUUCUCUGGAGAAACAAGAUCUUCAUCUGGUUCUCGAAACAAUCUCGUUCAUUUUAGAACAGGCGGUGUAUCACAACGUGAAGCCAGCAGCUUUGCAGCAGCAGUUAGAGGCCAUUCAUCUCACACAAGACAAAGCAGAGGCAUUCAGCAGUGCUUGGUCUUCUAUGGGUCAAGAGACCAUUGAAAAAUUCAGGCAGAGGAUUCUUGCUCCCCACAAGCUCGAGACCGUCGGAUGGCAGCUUAACCUUCAGAUGGCUCACUCUGCUCAGGCGAAACUGAAGUCUCCUCAGGCUGUAUUACAGCUAGGAGUGAGCAAUGAAGAUUCCAAGCCUGGGUUGGGGGAGCUGAUCAGAACCCAGUCUCAGUAUCUGCAGCGCACAGACCAGGAACGGCUACACCGACCCUACCGUGUUCCGCCAAUCAAGAAGAUGAUGAGCAUGGAGAAAGUUCUUGUGGAAUUCAGUCACAAGGAGUUGUUUGAUUUCUAUAACAAGCUGGAGACCAUACAAGCGCAGCUGGAUUCCCUCACGUGAUUGUUCCCGAAGACUGGCUUCUCCAUCACACUCCUGCACCUCAUCAUUCUGCCCCGAAGAUGGGCUGCCAGGUUCUGUUUUCUGAAGAAUUCGGUAGCUUUCCUCUUGUAAACAACAGGGCUUACCGCUUCUUAGAGUAAUAACAGUCAAGGGAAAUCAUUGUCUCAAGAGCUUCUAAUACCCAUUCUCUCCUCCUGUUAGCCAACGGCAAACAAUUGUUAAGAAUGCAUUCAAUUGGAAGGAAACAGUAAAUACCAUAUUGUUAUUACCGUCUUGUUUUUGCUUUAUUGCCUGACCUGCUCAUUUUUUACAUGUUAGAUGACACCUUUAUGUAUCAAGGAGAGUCCACAGAGACAAGGGAUACUGUGUACCUUAGAAUACGAAACUCAAGUCAUUACCUCAUUAAAGCAAGAAAGCAAGGAAGUGCAAUCAGAUACUUCGUUUUUCCUUGAAUAUAAUGAUGUUUUGCUUGGGAAAUAACAUAGGAACAAAAUCUGAAAUAGAGCUAGUGGUAGUGAACCAGUUAAUUCCAAUGUGAGCUUCUAUGUGCACUUUAAUUUUUUUGGUCUGAGUGUAAUGAUCUAAUAAUAGUCCAGGUUUCUGUGUGCUUUCCUUUGUACUGCAAAUUAAUAAUGAUUCACUUCAUUGUAAGGGAGAGAUUCUGAUCAUAAAUAAAAAUAAUUGUCAUGA